AUGUACUUGUCCAUCCCCAAUUCCAAGAUCAAUGAAGCGUCUGAUAGCUAUAGAUCCAGAAGACAACAGCAGAUGUUGUUGUUCUUAAUAUGUGCAAGUACUACCAUAUUAACUUCAAGGUCGGCUUAUAGAUCAACUGUAUCCAGACAAUUUAUUCCAAGAUUUUUUCAAGGUAAUCAUUCACCUCCAACAAGUUAUAAUUUCACUGCUGAUGCUGCUGUAGCUGUGGGGACUGGUACUUUACUUGCUGGUUCUGUAAGUGGUAUGUUGAUCACAGGAACUUGUUGGAUUUUAGAUAUUUCAUCAUUUAAAGAAUUUGGAUGGAAAAUGAAAAGUUUGAUGGGUGGUAAUAAUGUUAAGGAAAUUAUUGUGGACCAAGAGAGUUUGGAAAUCCAACAAGGAUUAAAUAAUUUGUUACAAGGAAAAAUAGAUUUGGAUUAG
This is a messenger RNA of Yamadazyma jaroonii, 441 nucleotides long. Lineage: Eukaryota; Fungi; Ascomycota; Pichiomycetes; Serinales; Debaryomycetaceae. The record is from the annotation of a GenBank genome assembly.